This is a messenger RNA of Ictalurus punctatus (channel catfish), 2611 nucleotides long. Its product is annotated as C2H2-type zinc finger protein. The record is from RefSeq and is a predicted model, not a curated record. The coding region runs from base 496 to 1830 and encodes 444 amino acids. Gene Ontology annotation, biological process: regulation of transcription by RNA polymerase II. NCBI's taxonomy places the organism in Eukaryota, Metazoa, Chordata, Actinopteri, Siluriformes, Ictaluridae. The transcript has 3 exons. Gene Ontology annotation, molecular function: RNA polymerase II cis-regulatory region sequence-specific DNA binding; DNA-binding transcription factor activity.
UUGUCGAGAGCGAGAAAAGCGUAACUCCGCCCCUGAAGGAGGAAGUGAUGUGCUAAACGCGACUAACAAUGUAAAUGGGAGUUAAUGAGACGCGACUUUCACGUUUUGUACUUUAAAAAAUAAAUAAAUAAAUAAAUAAAUAAGGGGAAAUAUUCUGAUGACGUGGGAGUGUCGCUGGAGUUUCAGGCUUUCCGUCUGAUACACUGUGUUUAUCGUGUGAGUAGAAAGUGUGUAAAGACAGUGAAAUGUGUUACCAGAUGUGCAGCUAGCUUGUCAACUUAGCUGGAUGAAAGACUGAAGGUAAACUUCAGGCUGCGUUAAUCGACAAGGCUUUCAGAACGAACCGCGGUGAGGAACGAGGAACGAGUUCCGGCCCAGAAAUAACGAGUCAUUUGACAGCUGUGAGGAAAAGAGCCACAUUGUUUGGGUGGGUAGGUCGCUGACUAGCAUAUUGUUUAACCAGAGAAGGAGAAGACUGCUUUGUGUAGACUAAUAAUGGCACACAACCACGAAAGUUUAUCAAACUCGGGUCUGGUCGCCGAGCUGUCCGUUUCCUUCCACGAUGAACUCACGGGGAGCAUCCAAAGCGCCUUCGGUGUCGCCGGAGAGCUCGCGGUGGCCGAGGUGUCCAAACUGGUCGGGAAAGCCUUCCGCGAUAUGCGCGAUCAGCUGCACAAAACCCUGCUCGCCAACCGGAACCUCCAGACGAGGCUCGGCCUGGCGCAGACGGAGCUGCGCGCUGCGCGUUGCCGCGCGCUGGAGACGCGUCCGACGCGCGACAUCGCCGUCAACACGAGUCCGAUUCCGCCCGAACCGCGACUCGGUUCCUCUCUGGACGUCAGAGAGACGCAUGAAGACUCGCCCAGUGACUCGUUUUUAGAGAUCCGACACGACGGAAUCGAGUGCGCACAGGACGUGAAACCAAAUCUAACAGGAGAGCAGUCUUCACUCCAGUUACAGCAGACUGAAGACAUAAAAGAGGACCAUCAUGCCAUGCAGGAAAAUGCUUCACAUGCUGAUCAGGCAUGCAUUAGGUCGGCAGUGAUGCCUGGAGCGUCGGCAAAGUUGGAGGAGGCUGAUCAGUGUGCUCACCCCAAGUCCGACGUCGAUCAAGCGUUUAGUUCGGAUUCGCUCUCGAUGGCCCAGUCAAAGUUAUUGGAGGACUGGAGACCUGAACCACUGCAGCUUCAGAGCUGCCAGUCAGACUCGUAUGCUUUAUCUGGCAGCUCCGCUCUGGCCAAUCCCUCUCUCUUCCAAGGAGAACUUCCAGGGAUGGACUUCCUUGUAUCAGCCUCCUCCAGCCAGCCAGGCGUGUGCCACGCACCGCUCUCCCUGAGAGAUGCCUCCUCCCUAACUAUCCCCACCCCUGAUCCGCUUUUCCCCAGUCACAGCUCUGGACAAGGGCACGGUUUAGGCGAGGCCUUUUCUAUGCCAGAGAACGUGCGCAGGUAUCGUAGUGUCCUGCAGCCCAAACCAACCAGCCAUCAACAGAAAAGUCCCAAACGCAGCUUGUAUCCACCUGGGCGAAGUCCAUUCCGCUGUCCGCAGUGCGGCCGAGACUUUAACCGCAUGGAGCACCUCAAGAUUCACCAAAGGAUCCAUACGGGUGAGAAGCCAUAUGCCUGCACAGAGUGCACCGCACGUUUCCGACACUCGUGGGCGCUCACGCGCCACUUCCGCAUCCACACGGGCGAGAAGCCGUAUUUGUGCACACAGUGUGGGAAAAGCUUCCGGAACUGCGGUGGGCUACGCUUCCAUCAGAGGACACAUGCCCAGCGAGGUGGCCUGACAAACAUUAGACCAAAUUUAGAGGGCCAUGGGAGGGCAUAACGGGAAGCUUCUCUUUGGCUUCAUCCAUUUUCAGGUCACUCUAAUUUCUAAACAUUACACACAAGUUUAUUUGUACGAACACAACUUUUCCAUACAAGGGCGUGGUAGUAUUGAUGUAUAAUCGACCAAAAUCUCACAUUGGUAUAAAAGAAAAGUGACAGUGGGAUAAUCAUGUCUUAUGGCAGAGUAUGAAUUAGGGCUGUGUUGAAUUAGGGCCAUGAUGAAAGGUAGCACGAUGAGUUUUACAAAUUAUUUCUGAAACUGUGACGCAACAAAUCCGAAUGCAGUAAAUUUCUCAGAACAAAUAUAUGGUUAUCUGGUAUCCCCCAAACUCUCCUAACUUGUGUAUAUUUAUGAUGCAUUUAUGGUUGAAGACAAACUGCAUGGACCUAUGCCGCCUUUUUUUGCGACUUGGGUGCGGUGUGCUGUGUUUUUGCUUUUGACUUUUUUGAACCCAACGUAGGGAUACUCGGCAGCAGCCAAUCGAUGCGCCUAGAUGCUUUCAGCAUGUUUGUCCUCCACUCAGAGAUCAGUGAUCCACCUCAUCACCAUGUACUUGUCCAGUUUCCGGGCCGCAUAGUGGCCAUCAGAACAACUGACCAGCAGGACCACACUGAGCAGUUUUCAGAAGAUGGACGACUUUUUAUUUUUAUUUUUAUUUUUUUGUUGCCUUUUUUUCUUUAAUUAAUUUGUAAAGCUACCAUGAGUGUGACGAAGGCAUUAUAUUAACCAUAUAAUUUAUUGUUCUUAUUUUUGCGUGUGAAUUAAACUGUGAAUCUCA